GCUGGGAGUUGUAGUUCGGCGGCGCAGCCGCGACGGACGAGGGAGGGGGUGCGCGGCCGGCGGCCAUUAUCUGGGAGCGCGGCGGCAGGCGCGGAGCCGACCGCCAGGCUCCCCAAGCCGCCUUCCGAGUCCCCGUUGUCGCCGCCGGGCGGGGUGGGGCUGCCAUGGCGGCGUAGGCCUCGGCCCAUCUCUCCCCUUCCUCCCCGCUGCUCUCGCUGAACGCGCGGCGGCGGCGCGGCCUAGCCCGGAGGGCGGAUCCUCGGCCUCGCGUAGCGGCUGCCGCCCGCCCAGGGGUGCCCUCCGCGGGUGGCCAUGUCCCUGGUGGCCUACGCCAGCAGCGAGGAGGACAGCGAGGCGGAGGAGGCCGCGGAUGAGGAGGUGGAAGCCCCCAGCACCCCGCCUCAUGACUCCCCAGUCCCGCAGCCCCCGGCCCGGGGGGGGCUCUUCGCCGCCCUUCCUCCCCCCAAAGCCUCCGUGCUGCCCCCGCCGCCGCCCCCCCAGGGCAGCGGCUUCCCCUUGUUGCCGCCCCCGCCCUUCCUCAUGGGCCCACCGCCCGGUGCGAGGGGCUUCGGCCCACCCCCGCCCGCCUCGAGCCCGACCCCCGGCCCUGCCGAGCCAUCCGCCGGCAGUGGGGAGCAGCCCCGGGCCGGGGGACUCCUCCUGCCUCCCCCCCGGAACGCCGCCAGCGUUGCCUCGGCCCCCGGCCCGUCCCCGCCCGCCUCGGGCCCCGCUGCUUUGCCCAGCGCCGGGGGAGAUCUGGGCCUCCCCAAGCCAAAGAAGAGGACGGAGCCGGUGAAGAUCGCAGCCCCCGAGCUGCACCAGGGAAAUUCAGAUUCGGAGGAAGAUGAACCAGCAAAGAAGAAAAAUACUCUUCAGGGACGCGGCGAGGGCUCUGGCUUGUCCGCUUUGCUUCCUCAACCCAAAAACUUGACGGUGAAAGAGACCAACCGGUUACUUUUGCCCUACGCUUUCUCGAGGAAAGCAGCCGACAACGCCUCCGAGUCAAAGACUGCAAAGGCCCUGACCUCAUCCUCCUCCAAAACAAAACCUCUGUCGAAGCCGGCCGUAGCCACGACUCCUUCUCCUUCCGCUAUCAAAGCUGCCGCGAAGAGCGCUGCCCUCCAGGUAACCAAGCAGAUUACGCAGGAGGAGGACGACAGCGACGAAGAGGUCGAGCCAGAGAACUACUUCUCCUUGUCCGACAGGAACGAGCCCAGCGUUGUCGCCGCCGAGGCGUACAUGUACUCGGGCCCGGCGGUGUCGGAGGACCCGCCACCUGGGACGGAGCCGGAGCCCCAGUUCCAAGAUGCUGCUGCCAAUGCCCCUCUGGAGUUCAAGACGGGAGCGGGCUCCAGCGGUGCUCAGCACAGCUGGGUGCCCAAAUCCGGAGAUGACUACGACCCUCAGCCCUACGGCCAGUUCCCUGCUUAUGGCGAUGCCGGCGGGACUGAUGCGUAUUAUCAGGAUUACUACAGCAGCGGGUACUACCAGGAGAUGGAACCAGCCCAGGCACCACCCCAGGAGAUGAGCACCGACUCCUCCUUCCUAGACGAUGAAGCGUUCAAACGGCUGCAAGGCAAGCGAAAUCGAGGCAGAGAAGAAAUCAAUUUUGUGGAUAUCAAGGGUGACGAUCAGCUGAGUGGAGCCCAGCAGUGGUUGACCAAAUCCUUAACAGAGGAGAAAACCAUGAAAUCAUUUAGCAAGAAAAAAGGAGAUCAGCCCACAGGACAGCAAAGGAGGAAACACCAGAUCACAUACCUGAUCCAUCAGGCGAAGGAAAGAGAACUGGAACUGAAAAACACAUGGUCUGAAAACAAGCUCAGUCGACGUCAGACUCAAGCCAAAUACGGAUUCUGACACCACCGUCCCAUCUUUUGGCUCUUGUCCCAGGUGACUUACUGUGUCAGACCUCUCCUGGCCUUCGGAGACCGGCCGGGCUGGCGUUGAGUGCUGUCUGCUCGGUGGGUGGGAGGACACUGCACUCCCCUGCCCGUCAGGAAAAAGGGGUUUCCUGUGAACCAUUCCUGAAAUUCCACCUCCAAUCGUUCCCCGCUCCUUCACAAACAGUCGUGUGGAAGGUUCAAAAUCAGGUCUGCUCUGUACAGCCAGCCACAGUCCCAGGGUGCAGCUGCAGGAGGUGUGCUUGGUGCAAGGCUUGGAGCUUCUGUCCUGUAGGUGCAGGGCCCCGUGUCCGAAGCAGCCUCGUCAUUGGAACCUGAGGCGGAGUCUUGACAAACUUCCACGUCCCACUUUGCUCCUUCCUCGGACUCGCUGCACAUCAAGGGUGUCAUUUUUCUUUCUAAAAGACAGUUUCAAGAGCGAUCCUGUUUGUUGGGGUUGUUUGUUUUUUUUUGUUAUUGUUUUAAAUGAGACGUGGUCAUGGCCGUUUAAUUUUUGUCUGAGUAAAUCCCGUGCUCCUCUCACGCGAAUGGUGGAUUUUUGUUUUUUUGUUUCCUUCGUGUGUCUGUGCAUGUGGCCAAGUUACUGUUUUUAGUCUUGGCUACACCAGCCUGUACAUCUCAAACCACGCUGAGGGGAAGCUCUUCUUUUUUUUUGUGUGUGUGUGUGUGUGUUUCGAAGGAGAAGUAGAGUGACAGAUCAGAGCUUGGAACAGAAGUGAAAACGCUGCAGUGUCGAGGCUGCAGAAAGCAGCGAGGACCUCAGCUGCUGCUGAGAACUUUGGGGUAUACCUGUCCUUGUGUGUUUCCCUUUUUCCCCUUCUUCCUCCUCCCUCUGACCCAAGGCCGACAGUGCUGUAACCAUCUGGUCUCCACCCUUGUUGAACUGAGUAUUCCCAGUUUCCUGGGAGCAGGCGCAGUGAAACGUGCUGCGAUACACAAUGAUACUGUACAUUUAUUUUUAUUUUUUUCCAGCUUUUUAGCUUGUUUGUAUCCAUUUUGGUCCCUAUAAAGGCAUCACGUCUGAUUAAGUGUUAACCUUACCCUCUGGGCUGGGAAAGGGGAGACCACGUCCAGCCUUAACUUUUCUUUAUUGAAGGUAUUAGGUCUAGGUGAUAUGAUUACAAAUCAUGUGCGACCUUGCUGGCCCGACCCAUGCAUCUUUAGCCAAAUCUCUGUGGCCUCUCUUAGCUCAUUGUUCACCCAACGUGUGAUGCUGAUGGGAGCAGGGAGCUGGGCUGGUUCUUUAACUCACAUUCCCGACCCCAAGGGUUGUGUUUGUUGUAACUGCAGCUCAAACAGCGAAUAAUGGUGACUCCCUGUAGUAAAACUCCAGGAGGCUGUUUUUCUCCCAUGACCAAGAAAGCAAACCCCAACGAGAGAAUUCGUUUCCUAGAAUAUUUAACAAAAAUAAAUAAU
Numida meleagris (helmeted guineafowl) is the source of this 3317-nucleotide messenger RNA. It is a transcript of the gene PRCC, whose product is annotated as papillary renal cell carcinoma (translocation-associated). The record is from RefSeq and is a predicted model, not a curated record. The coding region runs from base 313 to 1857 and encodes 514 amino acids. Gene Ontology annotation, cellular component: nucleus. The transcript is spliced from 7 exons. Lineage: Eukaryota; Metazoa; Chordata; Aves; Galliformes; Numididae.